ACCUCAACUAUCAACGCGCUUCAUUGACGUUUGUGUAGAUGCCUCGCCAGCCUACGCUCCCUCGACACUCGUAUUGUUGUUAACGUAAUUUGGAACAUUGAAAUCCCACGGCAAGCUGUAACAAAUGUGAGCUUCUGGCUGUUUAGCAAUCACUUCAAGACGUGCUAUUGUUGGUUUUGAACAUUUCGUGCAAACGUUUUAGAUAGCGAUAAUCCUCGUCCAAUAUUUUUUACUGCUUGCCGGCCAAAUGGACGCCACACGAUCUAACCGACGGGCUAUUACUCUUCAAUGUGGUGUGUUUCGCGAAACGACUAUUUAUGAAGAUCAGGAACUCUCAGUUUUCCAGGAACUGGUGUAUUUCUUCCUUGAUAAUAAGUUUCCAGAUCACAGCUAUGUUGCAUUAUCAGACAAGAUUCUCUUGUACAAACAUGAUUACACCAAACCGAAUAAAUUGGAAUUGUUAACCGAUGUGGGACAACUUACAGAUGGUGCCGUUGUUGAAAUUGUUUUUAAAGCACAAGAACUCCACGAUGAGACUGUGAUCAGACCUCACAUGCUUGUUGUUCAUUCAUAUGGCUCACCAACAUUCUGCGACUAUUGUGGGGGGAUGUUAUUUGGUUUGGUACGACAAGGUUUAAAAUGUGAAGGCUGUGGAGGGAAUUUCCACAAAAAAUGUGCCUACAAAAUCCCAAACAAUUGCUCAGACGUAAAAAGGCGUGGCUCAUUGCAAUCCUCAUCUGGAUUGGGCUCUCUUGGAAGCGAUGCCUUUCCAUCAUAUGAUAAGAAUGGUCGCAGAAACACAUGGACUGGGGGGCGGCCUGUGUGGAUUGACAGGGCUAUCUUGGGACGUAUUGAUGUCCCUCAUACAUUUGUUGCUCGGACUUACAAGAAGCCGACUGUAUGCCAGAUAUGCAAGAAAUUGCUGAAAUUCUUUGUACAAAAUGUGCAAUGUAAAGAUUGCAAAUUUACGGCUCACAAGAAAUGUGCUAAUGAAGCUCCCAAGAACUGUCUUGGUGACACUGCAGCAUAUGAUGAUCCCUCACUGUAUCAAAAUCCAGAUCCAAGUGAAAUACAAGAAGAAAGCGAUGAUUCGGGAACAGAAAGUAACAAACCAGAAAGUGAGCCUGUCACUCCAACCUCCCCAGUUGAGCCCCAACCACCAAAACUUGAAGCAACUGAGAGUUCAAAUAUCCCACUACAAAGAAUUGUUGUCUCAGUUAAACACACAAAGAAGCGAUCUUCGAAGGUCUUAAAACAAGGAUGGAUGGUACACUUCACAGACAAAGAAAAUAAUAGACGAAAACAUUAUUGGAGAUUAGAUACUAAAUGCAUUACAUUGUUUCAAACGUCUACUGGCAAAAACUAUUAUAAGGUUAUUCAACUAUCAGAAAUUCUGUCUGUGGAUGCAAAUAUCGAUCCUCUGGCGACGGACGCAACAAGAGGACCUCAUUGCUUUGAGAUGAAAACUAGGACACUCACGUACUACGUUGGUCAGGCAGAUAACUUAGAGGCGUCGGAUCCCGUCGAUAGGGAUGCUGGGAUCGGCACGAGGCUGGGUUUGGCCUGGGGCGAGGCUAUCAAAUCCGCUCUGAAUCCUGGCUGCGUUACUCCGCAAGCCAGUGCAAUCGCAGGCCAAAAACCAGCAGAGAAAAGUGAAGAAAAACAGAACAACAUUGACGAGAAGAAGCCAGAACCAAAGCCGAAACAAGACUUGUCUCAACUUUACCAAGUAUUUCCCGACGAAAUUCUGGGUUCCGGGCAAUUUGGGAUCGUUUACGGCGGCGUUCAUCGUGAAACAAGCAAUGAAGUUGCCGUCAAAAUUGUCGACAAGUUAAGAUUCCCGACGAAACAGGCAACCCAACUAAAGAACGAGGUGUCCAUUCUGCAGGAAUUACAUCAUCAAGGAGUGGUUAACUUGUAUCACUUUUUCGAAACACCUGAAAAGAUCUUUGUGGUGAUGGAGAAAUUAAAAGGUGAUAUGUUGGAGUUGAUUUUAUCCAGCACGAAGGGAAGAUUGACAGAAAGAUGUACAAAAUUCUUAAUAUUCCAGAUUUUAAUAGCUUUAAAGCAUUUGCAUUCGAGAAACAUCGUCCAUUGCGAUUUGAAACCAGAGAAUGUUCUCUUAUCACAGAAUUGUUCUGAUUGCGGGUUUCCGCAGAUUAAACUAUGCGACUUCGGCUUCGCCCGUAUCAUUGGCGAGAAAUCAUUUCGUCGCUCGGUCGUCGGAACACCCGCUUAUCUCGCGCCUGAAGUGUUACGUAACAGAGGAUAUAAUAGAUCCAUUGAUAUGUGGUCCGUUGGAGUCAUUAUUUAUGUUAGUCUUAGUGGAACAUUUCCAUUCAACGAGGAAGAAGAAAUCGCCGAUCAAAUUAAGAAUGCUGCGUUCAUGUAUCCGUCAGAUCCGUGGCAAGAAGUUUCCAAAGAAGGCAUCGAUCUCAUCAAUAGACUUCUUCAAGUUGACAAGCGGUACCGACUGUCGUGUGACAAAUCACUUGGUCAUCAUUGGUUGCAGGAGUACCAAACAUGGCUCGAUUUACGAAGUCUUGAAGGGAUCGUCGGUGAACGAUAUCUUACACACGAGAGUGAUGAUGAACGUAUGGAGGCACAUCGCUUACGACUUGAAACUCCUCGAGCAAACAAUCAUUACCAAAACUCUAUGACUGGAGCCCAGUCUCCAAAGGGAAAACUCCAAACGGCCAUGAGCUAUGUAUAACUCAAGGAGACCCCAUUUCAAAAUUGAGCAAUCGAACUUUUGGCCUCAACAAGGCCGAAGCAGGGGGUUUCUUGCUCAUAAAUCACCUCUUAUAAACCUCAUUGCUAAUGAUCAGUUUUAUCAUAGUUUUACCUCAAAAUCCAGCAGCGCAAAUACUUAUCUAAGAAAUCUCAAAUUCUCAUAUUUUAGCACUAGAAACGCUUAAUGUAUGGUUAUGGGUAUGCGUCUUCACUGAAUUAAGGGCAAGGAGAUGGUAUGAUGUUCAGUGAAGGCAUUUGCAGUUCAAAGCAUAUUGCAAAAAUCUUUCCUUUUGUAAAAAGGAAUGGUGCAGUGGAUACAUUAUGCGUUUCUAGUAACGAUCAAUCGUUAAGACUUGUACAUUUUCAAGAUUUCAAGAUGUUGCUAUUUUUCCUGUCUUCUACCAUCCUAAUUAGUAGGGUAUGCUCAACCCCCACCCAAUUUUAAUAGUUGUCUUGAUCCUAAAUCUAUCUUGGGCAAUAAAUCUUGUAUUAUCAAAUAUAUAUCAAAGCAAGGAUUUACAAGAAAAAAGCAAUCCUGUCUAGGUUAUAUUGCAUUUGAAAGGAUUAUUAAGACAGAACAUAUUUUAAGAUGCAUAAUAUUACAGAAUAAAGGCCAUUUUUUAUUGUAUCAUAAUUAUUACCCUGCACAGAAUGUAAAUUUUACACAAUUUCAUAAAUA
Messenger RNA from Dendronephthya gigantea, 3412 nucleotides. Its product is annotated as serine/threonine-protein kinase D3-like. NCBI's taxonomy places the organism in Eukaryota, Metazoa, Cnidaria, Anthozoa, Malacalcyonacea, Nephtheidae. Gene Ontology annotation, biological process: protein phosphorylation. The record is from RefSeq and is a predicted model, not a curated record. The transcript is spliced from 19 exons. Gene Ontology annotation, molecular function: ATP binding; protein serine/threonine kinase activity. The coding region runs from base 248 to 2713 and encodes 821 amino acids.